Molecule: messenger RNA, 2010 nt
Organism: Varanus komodoensis (Komodo dragon)
Lineage: Eukaryota; Metazoa; Chordata; Lepidosauria; Squamata; Varanidae
Gene: NT5C3B
Product: 5'-nucleotidase, cytosolic IIIB
Exons: 9
Coding region: 164-1033 (289 amino acids)
Cellular component (GO): cytoplasm
Molecular function (GO): magnesium ion binding; 5'-nucleotidase activity
Source: RefSeq, a predicted model, not a curated record
UCUCUGCAACAAUGAUCAGUAAGCGCUGCAGGAAAAGGAGGAGGUACCUCUGAAGCUCGGCCCAGGGAAGACGUCCCUCCUCUUCUUCCCCGUUUGGCUCUCUCGGAUCCCAGUUUCGGGUGGCGAAGCUCCUUCUGAGCGGGGCUGCUGCUGGACCAAGACCAUGGUGCCUGAGCUGGAAAAAGCAACUGUUCAGAUGAAGAAUCCUGAACAAGUACAAAACAUAAUUUCAAUGCUCAGAAAAGGUGGAGCAGAAAGACUCCAGGUAAUUUCUGAUUUUGACAUGACCCUGACUAGGUUUGGAUUCAAUGGACAGCGUUGCCCAACUUCACACAAUAUCAUAGAUAACAGCCGGGUCAUCAGUGACGAAGGCAAAAAAAAGCUGAAAGAUCUGCUGCAGUACUACUAUCCUAUCGAAAUUGACCCAUACAGGUCCGUGGAGGACAAACUGCCUUUAAUGGUAGAAUGGUGGACUAAGGCCCACAACCUCCUAUCCCAGCAGAAGAUUCUGAAAAGCGACAUCGCCCAGAUAGUGAAAGAGUCAGAUGUCAUGCUCAGAGAUGGCUUCAACAUUUUCUUUGACCAGCUUCACCAGAAGCGAGUUCCCCUGUUCAUCUUCUCAGCUGGUGUAGGUGAUGUGCUAGAGGAGAUAAUUCAUCAGGCUGGUGUGUUCCAUCCUAAUGUCAACGUGGUCUCCAAUUAUAUGGACUUUGAUGACAACGGAGUCUUGCAAGGAUUUAAAGGGCCCCUCAUUCAUACCUACAACAAGAAUAACACAGUUCUGAAGAAUACAGAGUAUUUCCAGCAGCUCUGCAUGAGGACAAACAUCUUGCUCCUUGGGGACUCCAUGGGUGACCUCAGUAUGGCAGAUGGAGUUGCUAAUGUAGAAAACAUCCUUCGGCUUGGCUUUUUGAAUGACAAGGUGGAGGAACAGCGGGGGAAGUACACUGAGGCCUAUGAUAUCGUGCUGGAGAAAGAUGAAACAUUGGAUGUAGUAAACGGCAUACUUAACUUCAUUCUGAUGCAAACCUAAGCCACACAGUCCCAUUAUUCUUGACCAGCUACCUUUUGAAAAGGCAAGAGGUUCUGUGUGUGCUGGUGGGUGAUGCUAUUCCUUAGUUCUCACUCCCACUUGCUGGCUUCUUCUGCACUUACUCUUUCUUAACCCAGCUUUAACACGUCCCAGUGAUACAAAAAAGAGCACAGAUUCAUCCUGCAGUCAGUAUCUCUGAUGCCAAAAUGGAAUUGGCAAUCAGAACACUGAAGGCUAUGCGAUAGUUAAAAUUCCUAUAAGAAAACGAAUUGUGAUGGUGCAUCCCAAUGAUUUCAAAGGAUAGAAACAUUUGUUGUGACACCAACCUGAUAAAUAUCAAGGUGUUGCUUUAUGAGACAGAGAUUGAGACACAGAAUUCGAGAUAAAUGGGCGUUGCUGUUUUUGCCAGUAAGCAGUUAGCUGGAAUCCCUACUUUUUUUAACUGCUUGAAUGAGGAAGUACACAGGUGGAACAGAGGAAGUUUUCUUCAUGAAUAAAAUUAGUGCACUUUGGCUGUAAGAAAUGUUUUGCUUGGGUAACUUUGUUCUUCAAAUGUCAAUUCAGUGCAGCAAUUAUCUUACCCUCAAUUGUUAGAAAUGACAGCUCCACCUGGCCUUUCAGUAUUUCUGGCAUUUGAAAACUAGCUUGAAUAUUAAUCACUGCAUGGACAGAGGGAGAAUUUUAAUGGAUAUUCUAGCAUCUGUGUAAACUAUAAAAGACAGUUUCAUCCCAAGAAAGUGAGUGCACAAGACCCACAGAGUGUCUUUUUUUAACUUUUAACUUUUAUUGGAUUUCUUCUGCAUUAUAUUUUGGUUUCAUAGAAUGUAUACUGUUUUUUUCAAAAACAUUGUUUGAACUAUAAAUGGUUCCCUCCCACCCACACACAGAGUUUUCUCCAUAAAAUCCAACAAAGUUAAAACUUUUUUUAAAACUCAAAAGGUAUGUGUAAGGAUAAUUAAAAAUCUUAUUUUGAAAAA